AUCGUCUAUCUAUUCUCUCUGUUCUGCUUAAUAUUGAUUUUGUCUUUUGAUCCCCUGGCGCGCAAACCCCCAAAAAAUGCACGGUCAAUGUACCCAAAUCGGACAGUGGAGUGGGUUGCGCUACGGACCUUCAAGGGUAACCUUUAGUCGCAUUAAUAAUAGCUGUUCGAGUGUAUAUUUAGACAGCUUAGUCAGUGGAUAUGUACUAUAAAUAAGGGGACCAGUGUGGGAAUGGAAAUCAGCGUUUAUCAGUCAUCUGAUGAGGUGUGGGCGAGCCACCGUCCCACCGCUCCCCAAACAUGGCUGCCUCAUCUGUCCCUUCCACGGCCCCGGUCCCGUCCCCUCCCAAACGCUUCCUGGUUCUCUUCGACUUCGACGAAACUAUCGUCAACGAGAGCAGCGACGAUGCAGUGGUGCGCGCCGCCCCAGGCCAGCAGCUCCCCGAUUGGCUGAGACACUCGUACCGCGAGGGCUACUACAACGAGCAAAUGCAGCGCAUCCUGGCCUACAUUGCUGAGCAGGGCGUCACUGAGGACUCCAUUCGCUCCAAGGUCGAGCAAAUUCCCCCCACGCCCGGCCUUCUCACUCUCUUCCAGUACCUCCAGUCCCGCAAGCAGGACUUUGAGUUGGUGGUGGUCUCCGACGCAAACAUGUACUUCAUUGAGGCAUGGCUGGAGAGGGCUGGGGCUCGCCACCUCUUCCACAGGAUCUUCACCAACCCGGCCAGCUUCGACGCUCAGGGGCGCCUGGUGCUCCUGCCCUUCCACGCCCACGGCUGCCAGCGCUGCCCCGAUAACAUGUGCAAGCAGGUGAUCGUACGGGAGUACCUGGCGCGGCGGCAGCAGGAGCGCGGCGGCUGCCCCUUCCAGAGGGUGUUCUACGUGGGGGACGGGGCCAACGACAUUUGCCCCAUGCUAGCCCUGGGGCCCCGCGACACGGCCUUCCCCAGGAGGCACUUUCCCAUGCACCGGCUGCUGCAGGAGAUGCAGGACGCUGGGACGGAGGGCCUUAAGGUCAGCGUGGUGCCCUGGGCCAGCGGGCAGGACGUGGUGGACUGCCUGAACAGGCUGGAGGAGGAGAGAUGAGAUGCAGAAAGGACACUGCAGCUAGACAGGUACCAGAUUGUGUGCUGUCAGUACAAACAAAUCUGGGACCUGGUAUAGCACACAGAAGCAGGGUAGGAAUGAACAGAUUAGGGCACCCCCAAAGGUUACUGUUAAAAGUAUUACAGUGUAGGAGGAAAAUGACAUGACGCAUGUCCAGUGUUUUUAAGCAGGUGCUAGAGAUCCAAGAAUAUGUUUGUAAAAGACUAAAGAAGACUUGACUUAUUGCAAAUUAUGCUCCCAUGUGCUUCAUUGACAACGUUUUGACCUAAGGUAGACCUAAGGGUCGAAACAUUAUCAAUAAAGCACACGUAAGCAUUGAGGAUAAAGAAGGACAGAAUACUUCAGCGUGAUUGCAGUGUGCAUAGUCUUCCCUUUUGGUUAGCAGUACUACUGUAAGCAUUAAGAUGAUUAAUUUUGGGGUUAACAGUACCAUCUCUGUAGGCAUUAAGAAGAUUAAUUUUGGGGUAACAGUACCAUCUCUGUAGGCAUUAAGAAGAUUAAUUUUGGGUUAACAGUACCAUCUCUGUAGGCAUUAAGAAUAUUAAUGUUGGUCCUGUCCACUACUUUGUAGGACACCUCCAGGAGUCAAUGUGUCAUUUGCACCUUGGAAUAUAAGGGUUCUAAUCUUCCCACUUGGUGCUUGACAGCUGCAGUAUGUGUGGGCUUUUGUUCCACCCCAGGUCUAAAACAUCCUGCAGGUAGUGUUUUAGUGUUUUAUAAGUUGAUAUAAGCAUAUAUGAGCCUUUAAAAUGUCUUAUAGUAAGGCUUAAYCAAUCACGAUGAGUAGAUUAUUGUUCAAAUGAGAUGUGUUGUUGGCUUGGGUAAAAAAGCCUGUCUGCACACUCUAGCUUUUCAAGAUCAGGGUUUGUAACUAUUGGGUUGAUGACAGUGGCCGUGUCCAAAUGCCCAUACUAGCGUACUAAAUAGUAUGCAAAAAAGAAAGUGCUAUAUAGUAUGUGAAAUUUCAAACAUAGUACUCCGAAUGCGUCAUCUAAUACGUGAUUGCGUUGACUCCGGCCAUUCGUUCAUUUUGGUACACCGCAUCAAUUUAUCUGAUUAUCCGCUGUUUUCAAACAUGUGAGUCGGAAAAAAGUGGAGAAUUCUAAUAGAUCAGACGUCGAAAUGAGAAUGCAGUUUAAGUAUGUAGUACGCUAGUAUGGAUAUUUCGACACAAUCAAUGUUCUUUACAUGGUCCAGGAGUGUGAGCAUUGUUUUGUCCCGGCCCAGCCUUAACACACCUCAUUCUGCUAAUAAAGUAAGUGAUGACUGGUUGACAUAAGUUGACUAAUAGAAUCAUGUGUUCUAGCAGUGUCUGGUACCAAAGCCCACACACACCGUGGCUCUCCAGGACCAGGCUUGGGAUAGAAUGACACAGAGAGAGACGCCACUGACGCUCUGGCACACACUCGCUGACACCUAAUAUACAAGGGCAAUGUACACCGACUUGAGAUGCAAAGUGAAGCCCGUGCAUCCGCGCUGCACCUCUUUGUACAGUACACCCUCACAUUGUGAGAAACCUAUGAAACACUUGAGACAUGAGACAUUGGAAUCUGUGUGUGGUCCCAUGUCUAUCAUUCUAUUGACAUUGGAGUGUCUCAAUCCCUCCCCCCUGCUAUAACUUUCAUGGUCUCCUCAGACAUUUGAACCUAUUGGCCUUCCUUGAACACCCCCAUCUCCAGUGUUAACUCUUUCAUUGAGCUCUGAGACUUGACAGGGGAGACUAUUAACUAAUUGAGUCAACAACUCUCUAUAUCUGGGUUGCUGUCCACCCAAAAAGGCAGAGAAUCAACUAAUGUCCUCCAGAAAUGGGUAUUGGAGACUUGUUAUCGAAUUAUAGGGGAUGCCUGGAGAUGGUGGUGGGUUCUACCAUAAGAAACCAGGGCAUUCCMGUAAGCAUUCAAAUAUGAACAUCUCCUCCAGUGAUAGAAAUACUACCUUGGUCCAGCACACUAUUUCAGUGCAUCCUCACAUACUGAGUCUAUGUGCAUGUGUAUGUAAUUUGAACCSUAUACAAGACAAGUGUGUGCUCAAAGUCAUAAAUCACUGUGAACAAAAGGCCAUGGGGUUUGAGUGUUUGUAUCUUUGACCCUGAUGUAACAAACAAACAAAAAUCCAAAAGGCUUCCUUGAAAAUAAACCGACCUGCAUGUUGAUGUGUUAUUGUCAUCAAAGGAAGUACCUUUGAUGAGAUAACAAAUUAUGAAUCAGUGUUACAGCACUUGUUGGUUAAAUUUGUCUCCGUUGUAACAAAAUAAUCUCUCAUCCAACCAUAGGCCUACUCAUAGGUCAAAUACGUUCAAAUACUUGUUCUGCGCUUGAUUUGGUUUGCCCGGUACAAUGGKACAAAUGGAAUAGUCCCAAAAGUGUGAACUUCAAAUCAAAGUGAAUAACGUGCAUCUCAAAUACUUUCAAGCAUCGGUCAUCGUCAAGUAUUUGAAGGUCUUCGAGCUACUGUAUGGAUUUGAUCCAGCUCUGGUUGCCUUAAGCCUCCAUGUUCAGGAUGGUAGCAAAAGAAGUUGGCGAGUAGAAACAGAUUUGACAACCAGGAUAACGCAUAGGCCUCAAUAGAUCCUGUCUGUAGCUUGGUCUCUCAGGGAGCGAUGAACGAUGUAUAGAGCAGGAAUAGCUGCUGAUACAAAUAGUGUUUAUUUGCAUAUAUUAUUUGCAUAUCAGCUACAUUGCUGUGACCCAUGAUCAGCAUAUGAUCAGUAAAUCACAUUGGAGAUCAUUGAUUUGCUCUGUCAGAAUAUUUUUGAAAUAUUGGAGUAUGAUACUGAAAGAGAUUAAAGUAUUUUAGUGGUUUGGUGAUAGCCAUAGUGGGACUUCACUUUAGCUAUCAGUUGAAUAUGUAAUACACUAUGCUGAGGAUGGUGGUGGUGUUGUACUAAUUCUGUGAUCACUAGAUAAUACAAUAAUUGACCUGUAACUUGACCUGUAACUGCAAUCCAGACAUUAAGCUUUGCAUAGAAGAAUAUCCUUGUUUGAGUUUUGUGCAAUAACUGGCUUUAUGUUCACAGUAUAGGUUUAAGUGAAGAGAACGAGAGGAAGUGUAAUACUGUGAAACUCUUAUCCCCAAUGUGUCCCGCACCUACGGACCGUUUUCACUAUAUAAUCUCACCUCAACUUUCACUGAAAUGUGUUACAAAUGUUGGUAGAGUGUUAUAGCCCCACUUAAACCAAAAUGGCCAGUGUUUUGGGUGCUCCUCUUGGCUAAUAUAUUAAUUUCUCUUGAAAAUGAUGUCUGUGUGUGUUUGUGUGUUCUGGUUUGACGGUUUGAGAAAUAUCCUUCUUGUUUUGACCGGCAUUACUCCUCCUGCAAUACUGAACUGACUGAUCCUCACUGUUCUACUUUAAGAGACGCUAUGCUGUGUACUUCAUGUUUUAGCCUGUUUUGUCUUUCAUCUAAAAAUCAAAGAGACCAUGUGUGUAAUGUACCAUUGUAAUAGUAACAGGAAUAUAAAGCCAUCAACUAACUGAG
Molecule: messenger RNA, 4583 nt
Organism: Salvelinus sp. IW2-2015
Lineage: Eukaryota; Metazoa; Chordata; Actinopteri; Salmoniformes; Salmonidae
Product: probable phosphatase phospho1
Molecular function (GO): phosphatase activity
Source: RefSeq, a predicted model, not a curated record